AUGGUCGAUGUGGUCAGACCUGCGUUGCAGGCCAUUCCGGCGGCCUACAAGGCCGGGAGGCUUGCCUGGGAAUUCUACCAAACAUCAAAGAACUUUGGCCGCGACUUUGACAGCUCCCAACUCGACCUGCGCUGCCAGGAGUGGACCUUCGCCGGCUACUUGAAGCAGUACAAUGUGUGGGUCUCGUCGCCGCUCGGGGGAAGGUCCAACACGGCCAAGGAGGUAGGAAAGAAGAUUGCGUCCAUGGUCAAGUUGUUCAACAAGUGCUACGACAUCAUACGGAAAUACAAUCGUGACUACCAAAAGGAAGAGACAGAGCUGGCCAAGACCCGAGAAGAAGAGUCGGCCAUGGCAGCCUGGGGAGACAUCAUGCACAGGGCCCUGGCCAAGAGGCUGGCCAUGAUCGCUGAAGAGAAGAAGGCCCAGUUCAUGAUCCGCAUAGGGGACGACCAGAUCACUGCUCAACCGGGUCCAGCGAACGCGCCGGCGACGGCCGAAGAGCACCUGGAAAGACUCGAGGCGGACAUCGAAGCCGCCCAGAAACGCGCCGGGCUCCGCAGCCUCCUGCUCUGGGCGGCGAACGGAAAAGACGAGUUCGAAAAGAACCUCCGGGAGCUCAGGGACGCCAACGAGAAACUGGGAGACCUCAUCCCGAGCCUCGUCGAAAAGGACCCCUUUCUCAAGAUCCGCCAGUCCACAGAGCGGCCGAAGCUCUCGGACGACGUAAGAAAGCUCAGGACCGACCUCGAAAACCUGGACCAGGCUCUCCGGCGAGUCAACUCGCCCGAUGGGGGGCAGCCCGUCGUCUUGGCCGUGAAAAUCGAGGACCCCAGCGACACCAAGAGCAAGAUGCAGGGAACGCGGUACGUGCGCGGGCUGAACCUGGGACCGAACCCCAUGUACCUCUUGACCAUGGAGACGUCGCAGACGGACAACGGGCACCCAGAAGAGGGGCUCAUUUUCGUGACGACGCUGUCGGGCCGCAACGGAAGCGCCGACGGCGACAUCCAGAGCCUGCCGCAGAAGCUGGCAGUCCUGAUCACCAACCCUCCCUCGUACCGCACCAUCGGGACGGUCGCCGUGAACGGCCAGCUCAUCUUCCACCUACAGCGGGUCAGGAGCCCGCUCGACACGGUGGUGGCGCAGAACCUAUCAGCCCUCAUCUCUCACGCGGCGCUCCAGCACGAGCAGCGCGUGUUUCUGGCGUCCCAGAUAGCCCUGGCCCACCAGCACUUUCUGCCGUUCAAAAGCACUGCGGGCGCCCGCCGUCUGCGUAGCUUCCACCUCUGCGGCCCGCAGGAGCUGCCACAGGAGCUGCCGAAGCCGCAGCCGCAGCCGCAGCCGCAGCCGCAGCAACCAACCAACGCCGCGCACCCCCAGCAGCACCAACUGAAUUGGACCGUGGUGACACCGCGGCCGCUGUACGCCGAGUUCGGGCUCGGGCGCGAGCAGGACGCGCACGGCGGCGAGAUCCCGGGCGACGACGAGUUCGCGGCGACCAACCUCGACCCGACGGCCGAGCUGGGCCUGCUGCUGUACCAGCUAGAAUCACGCUACGAGAUGCCCGAGGCUGCCGCCGUGACGACGGUGGCCGAGAUGCGCGCAGCGCACGACACGGUGCGCGCGCGGCUCAGGGGCAGUGAACGCACCUUCAACCUGUACAUGCGCGAGGUCGUCGAGACGUGCUUCCUCGAGCUGGAGGCCGGCCGCGCCCCCGGCCCUGACAGGGUCGAGACCACGGUCCUCGAGGUUGAGUGGGCGCUGCGUCGCGCUGUGAGGGUCUUGGCUCGACUGCCUGUCCCUUCUGUUGCCUAA
Messenger RNA from Lasiosphaeria miniovina, 1815 nucleotides. RefSeq lists its product as uncharacterized. Lineage: Eukaryota; Fungi; Ascomycota; Sordariomycetes; Sordariales; Lasiosphaeriaceae. The coding region runs from base 1 to 1815 and encodes 604 amino acids. The record is from RefSeq and is a predicted model, not a curated record. The transcript has 2 exons.